AUGAAAGUCAGACAACACAUUGAUGCUGUGGCCAGGUUUACAGGGAUUAAGACAGCAAUUUUAGUUGGUGGAAUGUCCACACAAAAGCAGCAGAGGAUGCUGAAUCGCCAUCCAGAGAUUGUGAUCGCCACCCCUGGUCGACUCUGGGAGUUAGUUAAAGAAAAACAUCCUCAUUUAAGCAACCUUCGGCAGCUCAGGUGCCUCGUGAUAGAUGAGGCUGAUCGAAUGGUUGAGAAAGGCCAUUUUGCUGAGCUCUCCCAGCUUCUAGAGAUGUUAAAUGACUCCCAGUACAACCCCAAUCGACAAACUCUUGUUUUUUCUGCCACACUGACCCUGGUACACCAAGCUCCUGCUCGAAUCCUUCAUAAGAAGCAUGUGAAGAAAAUAGAUAAAACCGCCAAACUUGACCUUCUCAUGCAGAAGAUUGGCAUGCGGGGCAAGCCAAAAGUUAUUGACCUCACGAGGAAUGAGGGUACAGUGGAGACCCUGACAGAGACCAAGAUCCACUGUGAGACAGAUGAGAAAGACUUGUAUCUCUACUAUUUCCUCAUGCAGUACCCAGGCCGCAGCCUGGUGUUUGCCAACAGCAUCUCCUGCAUCAAACGCCUCUCUGGGCUCCUCAAGGUCCUGGACAUCAUGCCGCUGACUCUGCAUGCCUGCAUGCACCAGAAACAGGGGCUCAGAAACCUGGAGCAGUUUGCCCGUCUGGAAGACUGUGUUCUCUUGGCAACAGAUGUGGCAGCUCGGGGUCUGGAUAUGCCUAAAGUUCAACAUGUCAUCCAUUACCAGGUGCCCCGCACCUCAGAGAUUUAUAUCCACCGGAGUGGUCGAACUGCCCGUGCUACCAGUGAAGGCCUCAGCUUGAUGCUGAUUGGGCCCGAGGAUGUGAUGAACUUCAAGAAGAUUUACAAAACUCUGAAGAAAGAUGAGGACAUCCCACUGUUUCCAGUGCAGUCAAAGUACAUGGAUGUGGUCAAGGAGCGGAUCCGCCUAGCCCGGCAGAUUGAAAAGGCUGAGUACCGGAACUUCCAGGCUUGUCUGCACAACUCCUGGAUUGAGCAGGCGGCAGCGGCCCUCGAGAUCGAGCUGGAAGAAGACAUGUACAAAGGAGGAAAAGCCGACCAGCAGGAAGAGCAUCGGCGACAGAAGCAGAUGAAGAUCCUGAAGCAGGAGCUACGCCAUUUGCUCUCCCAGCCACUCUUCCAGGAGAACCUGAAGACCAGGUACCCCACACAGUCUGGCAGGCUGCCUCAGCUUGUGGUGGCCCCCAGGAGUGGCGAGUCUGCGCUGAGCUGCCUCUCCAGACAGAAGAGGAGGAGGAGGAAGCCAAAAGAGCAUCGGGCACUGCCACAGCCAAGUUCGAGCACAAGCUAACUGCCCCCAGCGUGGUGACCACUUAGUGGUACCUCUCCUCUAGCUGUCUGUGAAAGCCUUCCUAGCCUGCGCUUCACUCCGCCAUCCACCCGGGAAAAUGUCUCACUCUUCCAUCUUUUAGCAAAAAAAGACCUCGUGCACACGUGUGUUGUGGAGUAAGUGUAGUGGCCCCAGCUGUCUCUCUGCAUCCAGUUUAUGCAGGCUUCUUGUGUACACCUUGGUUUCCCAAUUAAAAAACA
This is a messenger RNA of Chionomys nivalis (European snow vole), 1613 nucleotides long. Its product is annotated as ATP-dependent RNA helicase DDX24. Lineage: Eukaryota; Metazoa; Chordata; Mammalia; Rodentia; Cricetidae. The transcript has 2 exons. Gene Ontology annotation, molecular function: nucleic acid binding; ATP binding. The record is from RefSeq and is a predicted model, not a curated record. Bases 1 to 1374 code for a protein of 457 amino acids. Gene Ontology annotation, cellular component: nucleolus.